UAGAUAUUAGGGUAGUAAGUGAACUGAUCGGACCUGUCCUCUAAGGCUUGCAGUCGUUUCUCAUCUCAACGACAGUUAGAUGAUGGGACCGACCAGCAAAGAGAUCACCACCACGACAGUGGGGUGUUCCAGCUGAGUGAUCCGAGUUCUAGAAAGCACUGCACCGCGCUUGAAUAAUUGUUUGGCUCUCGCUCAACACCCAAUGAAAUACCCUAGGCUAGCUUCUUGUUAAAUUGAAUCAACCUCUAGUUUACUUGUUUUCUGCGCCACCAAUUGAAUUGAAAACCAUUUUCUUCUUAGCUUGAUAUUGAGAUUUAUAAGAGUAAAGUGUAGACUGGUCCUCUGGAUUGAAUCUAAAGUACUAUAAUCACAACUGUUAACUUGGCAGUAGCAAAGAUUCAUAUUUAGUGUAUCAAUUGCCAUAACGGCGGAGCGUUUCUUUACUGGGAAAAGGGAAUUGGGAACGAUAAGUUUCAGGUUAGGUUAGAUAACCUCUUGAAUUGAGAUAUUAAGAUAACAUUUAUAAACAAAUAUGAAUUAAUACUAAGAUUUACACCAUCCAAGAACUAUUAAGUUAAUGAAUGUGCUACAUGACGUUGACCUAAAAUAUUAAGUCAUCCAAUUUUUUUAGGUCAUCCAAUUUUAGUUACGUUUUGUUAACAAUUGUGCAGUUAUUUUGAUUCUGUUUUUUUUUUCUAAUGUUUUGUAAAUAUAAAGCUGAAACUAACUAGAAGUCUCAAAACUUCACCGACGUGGCUUCUCAUCCGGUUUUCUUCUGAUUCGAUAUCUAGAACUUCUUCUUAUGCAUCAGAAGCUUCGGUUUACUAAACUAUAGCCGAAAUUCUAGAGAAGUUAUCAUCAAAAUUCUCAUAAUUGACAUCUAAAGCUUUCUUGUAUGCUGAUAGACUUCAAUUACUAUAUCAAUAAUAUCCAGCCUGAUUAACUUCUGAAGGUUCUCGGUUCUUAUGGGGGAGCGACAUCUAAAAUAGAGACUUGAAAAAAAAAUCUAAGAAAUGAAAUAUGUCGACCAGGACUAGGGCGGAGGAAUCUUAUCAUGCAUAACUAAACAAAACGCUUUUGGACAGGAAUAUCGACUAAUUGAAGCAAUUAUGAUCCCGGCCAAGGAACAAAUGCAACAAUAAGUUUGUAUGGUUCAAACCAGCCAGACCAUUGACCAAAACACUGCUCUAUGGGUUCAUAAAAUGUCCAGCAUAAUUUAUGAGUUUUUAGACAAGUGAUUCAGAAACCCUGCUCUUGUUUAAAACCUGCUGGACAUUGAUCAAAACACUGCUCUUGUCUAAAAUCUCAUAAAUUAUGCUGGACAUUUUAUGAGGUUUUAAACAAAAAAUUCAGAAAUCUAAUUGGGGAUGCUACCAAGCCCAACUCAUUCCAAGCCUUAAGAAGCCCAAGAAAGUCCAUCACAUAUGAUUUAUAUGUCUGCCAAACAUACCAAGAGCAUGGUGUGAGAAGGCUUGUGGUGCUUAGAGCAUCUGCAUCGUGUCUCUAAAGGUAGGGGGUCCACGAUUUUGGACAAAACCGUAUACAAUGUGUGCACAAUAAGAAACGUAUAAUGUGUGAUUUUUGCACUGUUCACGGACCCCACUGACACGUGGCGGCUCGAGAUUAGUGCGCUUUUAUUUUUUUUUUUAAAUAAGAAAAAAUAAAAAUUAAAAUUAAAAUAAAAAUAAGAAAAGUAUAUGGGAUAAAGAUGUUCUUACCACCUCAACAUAGCAUACCUGUAAAAAACUUUCAAAUUAAAAUCUACCUUUUAAAAUUGAUUUUCUCUUAAUAUAUAAGGGAUUAUAUAUUUACCACAUAAGGGAUGAUAUCUUUCCCACAUAAAUUUGAAGUUCAGUUGAUGACUGGUUGAAUAAAAUAGAAGUCAAAGAUACGGUCAAAUAUUACUAAAGUUAAAGAUUUUGAAAAGUUAAUGCAUGAUAAAAAGAACGAUAUUUUUUGACAAACCUAUAAGUUUGUACGCAGUACGCGUCCUAAUUGUAUUAUUAGAACGGAACAAACUUUGCCAUGAACCGAGAGAAGUACAAUCCAAUGAAUCACUGUAAGAUCAUCAGACGCCGCACACAAUCAUCCACGACCUCCUCAACGUAUGUAGGAGGGAACCUAGAGACGCUUCCCAUCGAUCUCAUCGUGGAGAUACUCAAGAGAUUACCAACAAAGACCAUUGCAAAAUGCCGUUGCGUCUCGAAGCAGUGGGGUUCCUUACUUUGCGAUCCAUAUUUCACGAAAUCAUUCCUGACAUGUUCGUCAACUCGGCCACGUCUUCUGUUCACAUUCGAAUUUGGCGGCAAGUGGCAUUUCUUCUCGUCCCCUCAGCCUCAAAAUGGCGAUGAGCAGGUUGUAAUAGCAGAUUAUCAUAUGGGUUUCUCUGGAGAUUGGUACAAGGAAACUUGUAUACUCGCCAACGGGUUUAUCUAUCUAAAUGAUAGGAAGAUGUUAAAGGAAAAGAUGGAAAGGGUUCCUGUGAUAUGUAACCCUAGCACGGGUCAGCAGGUACAUUUACCUAAAGUGUUAGCAAAGAAUAAGGACUUGAGAAGCUUUUUAGGGUAUGAUCCGAUCGAGAAUCAACUCAAGGUUUUGUGUAUGACUGUGGCAAGGUAUAGAGAACAAACUAACUCUAGAGAGCAUCAAGUUCUGACGUUAGGGAAAGGAAAACCAUCAUGGAGGAAGAUCGCAUGUUUGUUUCCGCAUUUUCCUGAGAAUUUCGGAACUGGGAUAUGCAUCAACGGGAUUUUGUAUUACAUAGCUCGGAGCAACUUGAAUACAGUGAUAGCAUGCUUUGACGUUAAGUAUGAGAAAUUUAGGUUUAUACAAAUAGAUGAUGAGAACUCUAAGUUGUAUUGGUUCUUGACGUUAAUAAACUACAAGGGAAAGUUAGGUGCCAUAGUCUAUGAUCGUAGUGCCAAUGGUCAGUUAUGGGUUCUAGAUGAUCCUGAAAAGGAGAAAUGGUCGAAGCAUAUCUUUCAUUUGCCAGAUGCAGCUUUUUGGAUCGUGAGAUCAAUUUGGGCAACUGAUACGGGUGAAAUUGUUUGGACGCGAAGUCGUUGGACCCAUCCAUUCUAUGUCUUCUACUACAAUCUAGAGAGACAGAGUGUUAGAAGAGUAGAGAUCAAAGGAAUUGAAGGGAAGGUAUUGAUGGGUCACUAUCGCCCCGAAGCAAUCUUAACCUUCACAAACCAUGUUGAGAAUGUGAUGCUUCUGUAAUAAAUAUGUGGCUGAUCGCAGUGUUUUUUUUCUCUUUUUUUUUGUUGUUUCCUUGUUUGAUUCUAACUUUUAAGUCUUUUCUUCAAUUGAUCAUUUCUGAAUCUUAAUGUUUAGUUUUUUUUAUUUGAUUUACUUGUGUAUUUUUCUGUCACUUAACUCUCAACGACAUUGAUCUCGUUAUUGUUUUCCUGCUACUGCUUUUUUUUUUAUAUGCAUGAUAUCACUUACAGAUUACGUAAACUUGAGAAACAAAUCUUACGUAAAAAUAUAUAAGCCACAUAACGUUAGUCCUCGUGAGCUGUGAGGUUUUGAUGAUGCCAAUAAGCAAGUAUGAUUGAGGUGCGCGGGUGUAUUCACUUUUUAACUUUUAAUAUUAUCAUAAACAUAAUUGUUUAUGUUAUUGUUAUAGAUUCAUAAAUUUUGACAAUGGUGUGUCUUAUUCAAUGUGUUUUGCGUCUAUUUAUGAACUAUGAGAUUAUGUUUUUAUUUUAUUGUGAUUUUAUUUACUUAGUAAAGUGAAAAUUAAAUUAUAAAAUUUGAAAGUUUUUGUUUUAUGAAAUUAAACUAUUAAUAUUGGGAUUUAAGUUGAACAUUAAGUUCAAAUUUUAUAUUGAUAUUUUUAAAACAAAUAUAUUAUUUAGACAGAAACAUAAAAAAUAAUGAAAGCAAGUUACGCAAAAUACAAUUGUACCACAUUUUUGAGAAAAAACUCCAGUAUAAUUUUGUAAAGAACAAAAACACAGUGGAUAAAAAAUAGAGUCUCAGAUUCUAAAACAAUACCUAUUUGGAAAUAAUACCUGCUAAGCCACCGCCUCCUGGACCAGUCACUACCGGACGUGAGACUAGCUCUCCGCUGCGUAGUCGUGCCUCUCCUAUGCAAUCACCGCAAGAAGCUCUCUCAUCUGAAAAUCCCGACUCUAGCUCGUUCAUUCAAAGCUUGUUUGAGUCUGACGACUGGCAAUUUGGCAUUUGUUCGGCCAAACCUUCAUGGUUCCUUCACGGUAAUGCUGGAACUAGAAGCUCUUGUCUUAACUCAUUGCUCAUCGUUGCUUUAGAACUUCUCGUCAAGCCUCAAUAUAUUUUCAAUGUCGUGGAUAUAGUCAUCUACUCAUUACUGGAUUCACAUAGUCCAUCUAUUCUAGUCAAUGCCAAAUCAAGUCAGUUAGGACUUUGUUUUCUAUACGGUCAUGGAGCUUUUCACCAAAAGCUCUUGUCGGUCAUCAUUCCAACCGUUGCUUACAGGUGUAUCAACGUCGUCUUCGACUAUCAGUUCGCUUUAGGGAAAAAGAUGAAGUUUCUCCAUGAGACUCUUUAUACCGCUGAGCUUGACUCGCCCCUUAAAAGCUCUAUCUUUCAAUGUUUUGUAAUGUUGUUUAGUAUUAUCCCAUCGUCGAGCAUGGCUCCGGGAUCUUCUAGUUUGAUUGUAAACUUUGUUGCUCUUUGAGCUUUUAUAAUACAAGUUGUGACAAAAAAAAAAA
Brassica rapa (field mustard) is the source of this 4700-nucleotide messenger RNA. RefSeq names its product putative F-box protein At1g46984. Gene Ontology annotation, molecular function: protein binding. Lineage: Eukaryota; Viridiplantae; Streptophyta; Magnoliopsida; Brassicales; Brassicaceae. The record is from RefSeq and is a predicted model, not a curated record.